Messenger RNA from Syngnathoides biaculeatus (alligator pipefish), 4028 nucleotides. It is a transcript of the gene reep1, whose product is annotated as receptor accessory protein 1. Gene Ontology annotation, biological process: endoplasmic reticulum tubular network organization. Lineage: Eukaryota; Metazoa; Chordata; Actinopteri; Syngnathiformes; Syngnathidae. The coding region runs from base 96 to 932 and encodes 278 amino acids. The transcript has 8 exons. The record is from RefSeq and is a predicted model, not a curated record. Gene Ontology annotation, cellular component: cytoplasmic microtubule; endoplasmic reticulum tubular network; endoplasmic reticulum membrane. Gene Ontology annotation, molecular function: microtubule binding.
UCAUCGUCGUCAUCAUCAUCAUCCUCCUCAUCCUCAGGAGGAGGAAACUCCUCCUUAGCAGCAGACGGCGCGUUCUGUCGCCUCUCCGGCGCAAUAUGGUCUCCUGGAUCAUCUCCAGACUUGUGGUGUUGGUGUUUGGUACGCUAUAUCCUGCCUAUUCCUCUUAUAAAGCUGUCAAGUCCAAAGAUGUAAAAGAAUAUGUGAAAUGGAUGAUGUAUUGGAUAAUAUUUGCCCUCUUUACAUCCGUGGAAGUAUUCACAGAUAUGUUUCUUUGCUGGCUUCCUUUCUACUACGAACUGAAGAUAGCCUUUGUGGUGUGGUUAUUGUCGCCGUACACUAAAGGGUCAAGUGUGCUCUACAGGAAAUUUGUCCAUCCCACUCUUUCCUCCAAAGAAAAGGAUAUUGACGACUACAUCUGCCAGGCCAAGGACAAAAGCUACGACACGCUGGUGCAUUAUGGGAGAAAAGGACUGAAUGUGGCCGCCACCGCUGCUGUCAUGGCUGCAACAAAGGGCCAAGGAGUUCUAACAGACAGGCUGAGGAGUUUCAGCAUGCAAGAUCUGGCGGGGUAUGAGUCGGACACGGCCGGCUCCGCGCAGCCGACAAGCGGGGAAACAGCCGCUCAGCACCGGGCUCGCACCAUGAUCCGGAGCAAGUCGGAGAGCUACCACAAAGAUUUUGACAUGACUGAUUAUGAGGUGUUGGCGUUAGACCAAAGGGAGCCGGAGGACUCGCUGACACCUGAUUUCUCCCCACCCUCGACGCCUUCUCCCACUCCUCCACCUCCGGAGGAGUUAGAUGAGGGAGCGAAGGGUACGCGGGGGGCUCCGAUCACGCCUCAGCUCGGGCUGGUGAAAAGAAAAGCUCCCGAGCCUCCCCUUAGAGUCUUAAGGCCUCUCACGAGACCCAGGAGCGCUGUGUUCAAACACUGAAGCCACGUGAGCGCGUGGGCAGUGGACAUCAACGCCUCCAACCGUCUCCAGCUUGCUGCAACACGUAAUUUUAAUAAAAGGAACCUUACGUGAGUGAAGCGGCACUGCUUUGGAAUUCGGUAUUACCGAAGUGACCUGUGACGACCUGUCUAUGUGAUAGUUUAUGAUACAGCAAGGACAACAAGUGAGCCCAGUGCUGAUCAAAUUAAUUACAUGUACAGUGUUUUGUUUUUUGUUUUUUUUUCUGUCACAUUUGGUGGGGCACUCGCAUGUGUGUCUGGCCACGCAUUAUUAGUUGUGCUACAGAAUAGAGCUGUAGCAGGUCCUCGCUUGUCAUAAAAAAAAAAGUGUUAAGUCACCACGAGUCAAAUGCACGGCUACAGUGGUGUACACGAUGUGGAAAAGUAUUAUGUGAGUCCUAAAAACAACAGCUUGUCAUGAAAAGUCAAGCAGCAGUGACUGAAUUAUUUACCGCUGUUAAAGCCUUAAGGAACGAGACAUGAGACAAGUACCACAUGGUGAUAGGUAGUAGAGAGCCACAAGUAUUUGGACAGCGUUUUCAAUUUGUGAUUGACGUGUCUGAAGGCUGUCAGUCAGAAGUUUACCUUCAGUUGUACAGGUCUCACAAAUAUUGUUUUGGGAAUUUACCAUUUAGGUAUUUCAGCCAAUCUAUGCAGGGUACCCCAGGAUCUUUGGUAGGAAAAAAUAAAAACACCAACUGUCCUAGUACUUCUCGACCAAACUAAUGUGUUCACAUUAAUUCCUUUUGCACUAAGUCCCUUUGCCCUCACUUCUGGAAAUUGACCCAAUAGAGCAGGUGCAUCUCAAUAAUUUGGUGAAAAAAAUUCUUUCAGUCGUUCAAUUCAAAAAGGGGGUUGUCAAGCUGCCACAAUAGUCACCAUACACUUCUUUUUUGGGGGGUGGUGGUCUUGUUUCAAGUAUCAAUCGGCAGACAUCGGGGCAUUAGCAUUUGGUUGGCUCAGCAAUUUUUACAAGCAGCUUUCCCUUGUCCAUGUCUUGCCUAUCGACAUUGUAGCAGUGUUGCACAAUUGUCUACCGGUGAGAAUUUCUUUUUUUCCUCUCUGACCACACCUCAGUGCCAUUUCGAGACGCUUUAUGCGCCAACAAUUUACGCUAUCCGUGGCAAGUUUGUCGAAACAAGAUCGGUUCUUGACCACCACUGAUGAAAACAACAAAUUCUUAGAGCAGGUGUUCACGCAAAGCCAGAAUAAGUGCAUCUGGGGGGGAGGCACUGCAACUCAGCAUCAACAAAAGCUUGAUUCGGCGGAUGCUUCAGAGACCGAUAAAGUUUGAGCAUCAAUCUUCCGUUUUAUAAACACUGUUCCAAUGUUAUUCCAAAACCUAAUGGCAAAUGUAGAUUGCCUCGCAUCUGUUUGAAUGAUACCUGAAAUUAAAAAAAAAAAAAGGAAGCAUAUUGUGAGUUUUGGGACACUUUAUAUAAUAUAUAUUGCACCCAGUGAAAUAUUCAAUUUCUUUAGAAUCUAACUGAUUAUUAAUCUUUUAACAAAAAAUCCAAAACUUACCAUCUUAACAAUCAAAAUAGUUUUAAUACAGAAAUUAAAUUCUGAAAACAAUUUUCCUGUGUUAAAUAAGACUACUGAACUAAAUAUACUUAUCGAUGAUAUUAUUCUUGAAGAUGCACCUGAAUGUGCGGUGAGCAUCCGUUUUUGUAGGCCACUUUCACAGAAAAUUGAAUGAUUUUGACAAUCUACUGCAACCAUUUUUUUUUUGGGGGGGGGGGUGUCCUUUAUUUAGCCAUAUAAUGCAAAUCAAAACAUCACUGACAUUAUUACAUUGUAUUUUCUAUUUUAAGUCACUGUUCUUUUAUUUCCUGAGCAUUUCUACUGUGGAAUUCUUGAAAUUUUGUAGAUUCAUCAUUUUAGCAUACUGUAUGUGUGCAUGUGUUUUUAAAGGGCCCGUCUACGACUUACUUCAUUCAGACUACACGCACACAACCGAAACGUUCACACAUACCUCUAAAAGCUCGCAAAUGACAUCACACAUACUGAAAAUCCACAGUAUCCUUAAUACGCUUUCAUACGUUAUACUGGCAUGCACUCAUAUACUUCAGUACACAUUUCAGUAUAGUGUGAGAGCAUUUGUGUAUAAGGUCAAUCUUUAAUUAUGUCCUUAAUGGCCACACGUAGUGUUUUGUCUUCACUUUCUGAACAUGUUGUUACUGAGCAUCGGCAACAUUUGAGCGUCACCGUCAGUUGACAGCCGGACCUGCACAGUAGUAAUGUUCUUGUCAUCAGUGCAUUCUCAGUGCUAAAACUAUAGCUUCUCAGGUACAAUAGUCUUGUUUACAUAGCACUCACUAGAUUGUUGUAAAUACACUCGUUAUUCAUAUCAAGUUUCCCUUAAAUGGAUGUGAUUAAAAAAAAUACAUGAAUGGGAAAACUGUUUCAGCAUUAGUAUCACUGUUCCUUCGUACUAAACAACGUGGACAAAUAUUUGCUUCGAUCAAAAAUGUCACCGUUGCAUUAUUGUGAAUGUAAAGUGGGGGUGAUACAGUAUAGCCAAGUACUGUAGUAGUACAGCAUUUCAUCCAGCCUGCCACAUGAUUUGAAAAAAAAAAAAACAGAGGAGCAGUUGGGGAAAAAGAAGCCCGGAAUAAUUAACCUGAAUGCUAAAAAAAAAACCACAAUACACACGUUUGAUGUUGAAUCAUAUUUGUUCAGAUACUGCAUGUCCCUAGGAAGACUUUGUAAAACCUGAAAUGAUCACCAACAAGAAAAAAGGUUACCUAGCCCCGCUUUAGAUCAAAUUAUUCGGUAAAUUAAUGGAAAUGAAUCUACAGAUUAUUAAAUGCUUCCACCUUCACCUGCAGGGAUAUCUUACGAGUUUCUGUUCUGGCAGGCCAGAAUGACUAAACAAGUGACUUCAAAUAAAUCUGCACUACAUAGAAAAGUGAUGACAUUUACUACUGGUAAAAAUCAAAUUACACCCAUUAAAGAUGAAGCAAAUGGUGUACGUGACUGACUCCAUUAUUAUUUUAUUUGUACUGUGGUUAAAAAAAAAUGGAUGCAAUGACAAUUUUUGAUGACAACAUUAUAUUAUACCAAGAUGCCAAUU